AUGAGGUAUCUUAAUGUUUCUCGACUACUCCUCUUCUUAACACCAGGGAAGAGUAACUAUAUAAAUCAGCUGCCUGAUAUAAUCCAAGCUGCUUCUAUUACUGUGGCCGGUAUCUUUAUCCAUGUAAAACCAUAUAAGUCGACGUACGUAACUGAAGACGCAACUGUCUUCCUCAACUCAGUGGCUGUCGACUGUGUGGUUUCCAUAGGCGGCGGCUCAGUAGUCGGCCUUGGUAAAGCCGUCUCUAUUCGCACAGGAGUGCCCUAUAUCAGUAUACCUACGGUUUACUCUGGCUUACGACGUGAUCGGAUCCUAAGAUUCUGCCUGUAUACUGUCCUGGACAGCUUAUCCAUGAGGCUCCAUCAUAUACUUUGCUAUGUCCUUGGAGGAUCGUUUGCACUACCUCAUGCAGUGAUACACACUAUCGUGCUUCUGUAUACCUUGUCCUAUAAUGCAUAUGCUAUCCCUGAACAGAUGGAUAAACUCGCUACUGCUCUCCUUGGAAGCAAUGAGGAUGCGCUGAGCGGCCUAGAGCUGUUGCUUAACGAAUACCCGAAUCCGCGAGAUUUGGAGCGAAAAUGGAUUCGCGAACUGAUCAGACGAGCUUGGGCUGGGGAAAGUGCGAAAGCAGAUCUAGACAGUAAAUGA
Molecule: messenger RNA, 648 nt
Organism: Clonostachys rhizophaga
Lineage: Eukaryota; Fungi; Ascomycota; Sordariomycetes; Hypocreales; Bionectriaceae
Source: the annotation of a GenBank genome assembly